Messenger RNA from Suillus clintonianus, 706 nucleotides. RefSeq lists its product as uncharacterized. NCBI's taxonomy places the organism in Eukaryota, Fungi, Basidiomycota, Agaricomycetes, Boletales, Suillaceae. The coding region runs from base 1 to 651 and encodes 216 amino acids. The record is from RefSeq and is a predicted model, not a curated record. The transcript has 2 exons.
AUGCAGCUUUCUGUGCUCUUUACCGCGCUUAUAUCUUUUGUCGUUCUCGCUACAGCGUCACCCACGCCAAGAGCUAUCUCGACCGAGGAACUCUCCUCUAAACGAGAGGGACUUGACUCCAAGUUCGCCAAGCGUUGUUUGGAGGAAGGAGCGGAUGAAUUAGACAAUUGUUUCAACUUCUACCAGGAGCGCGAGGAACUUGACUCCAAGUUCGUGGACCACCCGACGGAGCGCGAACUUGAUAACGUAGUCUCGAACGACAAGCGUUGUUUGGAGGAAGGAGCGGAUGAAUUAGACAAUUGUUUCAACUUCUACCAGGAGCGCGAGGAACUUGACUCCAAGUUCGUGGACCACCCGACGGAGCGCGAACUUGAUAACGUAGUCUCGAACGACAAGCGUUGUUUGGAGGAAGGAGCGGAUGAAUUAGAUAAUUGUUUCAACUUCUACCAGGAGCGCGAACUUGAUGACGUAGUCUCUUUCCACGUCUACGAGAAGCGCGAAGUUGAUAACGUAGUCUCGAACGACAAGCGUUGUCUCGAGGAAGGAGCGGAGGAAUUGGAUAAUUGUUUCAACUUCUACCAGGAGCGCGAGGAACGGGCGGAGGAUUUGGGGACCGGUUGGGAUGCUUUCGAGGAACUAGCGGAGAAAUAGAGUAAGGUCUUCGAGCGAAUCAGAGGCGCGGGCAAAAAGUCUGCGAUGUUAAGGG